AUUAUACCUUUCACAUCCAAAUUUGCUUCAGGUUCUACCCAAUUUGAAUACACCCAACUCUUCACUCCGGCGAAAUAUACUUUUUCAUUAGAAUUCUCUUAAAAGAAACGCAACAGUAAAAAUGGAAGAAACUCAAUCAUGCUUCUGCUUGGAAGAAAUGGAGAAGAUCGGACGUGAAAAAAUGGACAAGUCCGUUGCUAAAUACAUCUACGGCGGAGCUGAUCAACACCAAGCCGUAUCAAGAAAUAGAGAGGCGAUAAAAGAGAUUCUCUUGGCACCAAAAGUCUGCGCCGGUAUCUCAAAGAGAGAUCUCUCAACUACCAUCCUCGGACAGAAAGUCGACAUGCCUAUCGGAUUCUCUCCCACAAUGUGCAGAGCCUGGAUCACUGACGAAGGUGAAAUCUACGCAGCCAUUGCCGCCGGCGAAGCUAACAUCCCAUUUGGCUUCAGUUCAUUCACCGAAACAUCUAUCGAAGACGUUGGCGAAUCGAUGGCUGAUUUUGAAAAUCCUUUGAAAAUUAUGCAAAUGAGCAUUUAUCCUGAAAAGGAGAUGACAAUGGAAAUUAUCAAAAGAAUUAAGAAAGCCGGAUUCCAAGCUAUUGCUGUUACCGUUGAUCAUCCAGUUCACGGAAGAAGAGACUUUGACGGCGGUGACGACGAAGAACCAGAAAUCUGGCAAGAAACUGGCCUACCCAAUUUCCCAAAAAAACUUCUCUACUUGCAUGAAAAGGAAAAGAACAAUAAAGACCCCGACGAGAUUGAAACCACUCACGAAACUUGGCAGCAAAUCACUGAUUUGAAAGAAUGGAGCGGCUUAAAAGUCGUCGUCAAGGGUAUUGCCCGACCAGAAGACGCCGAAGCAGCAAUAAAGGCUGGAGCCGAUGCUAUAUGGGUAUCAAAUCACGGUGGUAGACAAUUAGGAGAUGGCCCAGCUACAAUUGAUUGCCUUAGAAAAAUUGCACCAGUUGUGAAGAAGGCAGGAGUUGACUUGUACAUCGACGGAGGAUUCAGAACAGGAUCCGAUGUCCUUAAAGCUUUAGCUUUGGGAGCGAAUGCCGUAUUCAUUGGAAGACCAGUUUUGAGCGCUAUAGCUUAUAACGGUUACGAGGGAGUAAAAGAAAUGCUCGGUAUCUUAAGAAAGGAAUUAGACAUUUCAAUGGCUCUUUGCGGAUGCAGUAAACUCUCAGACAUCGACCAAUCGAUUCUAUGGGAGUAACCGAAAGAAGUACAAGAAAAAGAAGAAGAAGAGGAGGAGGAGGAGAAAGAUGAAGUGGAGGAGAAGAACGAAGAGGAGGAGUAGAAAUAGUAAAAAAAAAAGAUAAUCGAGAGAUUUAGGAAUAGAUUAGGAAGAGAAUUUAAUGAAGAUUUAAACCUAACCGAAUUCAAAAAUCAAAAGCCAAAAUAUAAAAUUACAAAAAUAAAAACAACUGCAAAAGCAAUUUAUUAAUAAUAUUAAUAUAUAGUUAACUAAUUA
Messenger RNA from Dimorphilus gyrociliatus, 1474 nucleotides. The record is from the annotation of a GenBank genome assembly. Lineage: Eukaryota; Metazoa; Annelida; Polychaeta; Dinophilidae.